Molecule: messenger RNA, 830 nt
Organism: Drosophila willistoni
Lineage: Eukaryota; Metazoa; Arthropoda; Insecta; Diptera; Drosophilidae
Gene: fok
Exons: 2
Coding region: 394-786 (130 amino acids)
Source: RefSeq, a predicted model, not a curated record
UUCAGUUUCGUACGAGACUUUCAGGCUGAAACAAACGAAUUUCAAGCAUUUUUCACUCAAGAGAGAGAAUUGCAUUUAAAAUUCAAUGCAAACAUACAAAAAAAAAUCAAAUUAAAUAAAACUGGUUCAUACCUUAAUAAAUGGUAUUAAAAAGUGCAUAAAUAACCUAAAAGAAAGUUAUUUGAGAGACACACGCAAAAAAAAAACAAAGAAAAUAAAGUGUUUUGUUGUUACAAAAAAAAAACUCUAAAAAAACCAAAGUUCAUUGCACGUUUUAUACUUUGAAAGAAGAACACACAAACAAAGUGAAACAAACGACCUCGCACAACACACACACCAACAACAACAACAAAGAAGAAGAAGAAGAAAGAAAAAUAAAAAAAAAGCUCUAUAAUGGAUGUUUGGGGAUUUUGUGUAAGCGACUCCACCUUGUCGUAUGGCGGCUCAAUGCGGGGCGGCUAUUACCGGGAUUUUGAGCAGUUUCCGUAUGGAACAUUGGAGCCAUCAACCACGCCUUUUGUCGUCAAGGAUUCUUACAGUCGUGUCCAAGAAAAAUGCAAACAACUGAAAACUGAGAAACAAAUACGCAAGGAUUGUCCUUUCUGCAAGGAGCAUAAGAAACGGCCACUUGUCAAUUAUAUGCGCAAACGUGAACAACGCAAACAUCAUGAUAGCAUCUGUGAGGAUGAUGAGGAACUGCAUCAUGAGCAUGAGCAUGAACAUGACCAAGCGGCGGCAGUGCCACAGCAAUUGGCUUCAGUUAUGCAUCAAAGUUGCAAGGUGUAGAACAAACGACUUUGACGAUCGACAGACAAGUUAAUAGACAGCAA